Messenger RNA from Cyprinodon variegatus (sheepshead minnow), 4897 nucleotides. It is a transcript of the gene nf2b, whose product is annotated as merlin-like. The coding region runs from base 346 to 2121 and encodes 591 amino acids. Gene Ontology annotation, biological process: regulation of organelle assembly; positive regulation of early endosome to late endosome transport; regulation of gliogenesis. NCBI's taxonomy places the organism in Eukaryota, Metazoa, Chordata, Actinopteri, Cyprinodontiformes, Cyprinodontidae. Gene Ontology annotation, cellular component: filopodium; adherens junction; plasma membrane. Gene Ontology annotation, molecular function: cell adhesion molecule binding; actin binding. The transcript has 17 exons. The record is from RefSeq and is a predicted model, not a curated record.
CUGGGAGUCAAAACAAAAAUCUUCUGGAAAGUCCUUCUGAUUUUGAAUAGCCUGCUAACUAGCUAAAACACGACAGUUUGAAACUUUCCCCCAAACUUUAUCAAAACUUCGGGUACAUAAUCAUUAUGGAGGCCUUUCUAAGGCUCCAAUGCUGCUAUAACUUGUUAUGGACUGUUUUUUUGUCUUAACCGUUGGGAGGGGGGAAAACGCAGUUUAGUGAGAAAAGUUAGCUUAGCAUCGGAAGCUCCAACCAACACAAACACAAAAGCCCAGCCUCCUCUGAUCCUUUUUGGACGGCAGAAGCUGAACUCUACUCCCCGCUGUCCAAUCUAGAAUCACAUCAAAAUGUCCAUCCUGGGGUUGAAGAAGAAACAGCCAAAGACUUUCAAAGUUAAAGUCAUCACUAUGGAUGCUGAGAUGGAGUUCAGCUGUGAGGUCAAAUGGAAGGGUAAAGACCUGUUUGACCUGGUGUGUCGCACAGUUGGUUUGAGGGAGACCUGGUUCUUCGGACUCCGGUACACGGUGAAGGACACCUACGCCUGGCUCAAACCUGAGAAACGGGUUCUGGACCAGGAGGUUCCUAAGGACUCCCCCAUAACGUUCCACUUUUUAGCGAAAUUCUUCCCUGAAAAAGUGGAAGAGGAACUGGUCCAAGAAAUUACACAACACCUGUUUUUCUUACAGGUAAAGAAACAGAUAUUAGAUGAAGAGAUUUUCUGUUCUCCUGAAGCCUCAGUCCUUUUGGCAUCGUAUGCUGUCCAGGCAAAGUAUGGAGACUAUGACCCAAACUUUCACAAGCCCGGCUUUCUUGCACAAGAUGAACUGUUGCCAAAAAGGGUUCUAAUGCAGUACCAAAUGACAGCAGACAUGUGGGAGGAGAAGAUCACAGCUUGGUACGCCGAACACAGAGGAAUCGCCAGAGAUGAAGCUGAGAUGGAAUACCUAAAGAUUGCUCAGGACCUAGAAAUGUACGGUGUUAGCUACUUUGCCAUUACUCAAAAUAAGAGGGACACAGACCUUUUACUGGGUGUCGACGCUCAGGGUCUUCAUAUCUAUAACCCCAACAACAAACUCAACCCAAAUAAGUCCUUCCCAUGGAGCGGGAUCCGGAAUAUCUCCUAUAGUGAAAAGGAGUUCACAAUUAAACCGCUGGAUAAGAAGAAAGAUGUUUUCAAGUUCUACUCAUCACAGCUGCGUGUGAACAAACUGAUCCUGCAGCUGUGCAUCGGGAACCAUGAUCUGUUCAUGAGGAGGAGGAAAGUUGACUCAAUCGAAGUGCAGCAGAUGAAGGCUCAAGCUAAAGAGGAGAAGGCCCGCAAGAAGAUGGAGCGUCAGAUCCUGGCACGGGAAAAACAGAUGAGAGAGGAAGCAGAACGGGCAAAAGAGGAGAUGGAGCGAAGACUUUUCCAACUGCAGGAUGAGGCGCGACUUGCCAAUGAGGCUCUGCUUCGAUCGGAGGAGACGGCAGACCUGCUGGCGGAGAAGGCUCAGAUCGCUGAGGAGGAGGCCAAGCUUUUGGCUCACAAAGCUGCAGAAGCUGAGCAGGAACGGCAGAGAUUAGAGGUCACAGCCAUGAAGACCAAGGAGGAGAAACGGUUGAUGGAGCAGAAGAUGAGGGAGGCAGAGCAGCUGGCUGUAAAGCUGGUGGAGCAGUCGGAGAGGAGGUUGAAAGAAGCAGAUCACCUAAAGCAGGACCUGACGGAAGCCAAGGAUGCUGAACGAAGAGCCAAGCAGAAACUCCUGGAGAUUACCAAAACAACAUACCCUCUCAUAGCAGCCUAUUCUACUCCCCCUGCUCCUCCUGAGCCGGCCGACUUCAGCUAUGAUUCAGCAUCGUCACGCCUCGACUUCAAGGACUCGGACAUGAAGAGGCUGUCCAUGGAGAUUGAGAGAGAGAGGCUGGAGUACAUGGAGAAGAGCAAGCACCUGCAGGACCAGCUGAAGGAGCUGAAGUCGGAGAUCGAGUCUCUGAAGCUGGAGGAGCAACAGCAGCAGCAACAGGCCAGCAUGUACAGCCUCCCCAGUGAGGCGAGAGGAUACGUCCAAGAACCUGUAUACUUACCUCACAGCAACCGGAACUCUGCAUACAUGUCUCAGAUGGCCUUCUUUGAAGAAGUGUGAUCGCUGUCUCUUCAGAAGAGAAAACAAGGGCAUAUGGAGCCAUGAAUUUUGCCUUUUUUUUUUGUUACAUUUUACCCGACUGAGUACAGCAACACACUGAGACCUGCCAUGAUUUUUCUUGCCUUUGGAAAGACUGAGAAUCUGUCCUCCACAAACACUCCUUACUAUGCUGCAGCAACAAAGAACAAAACAGUGUGACAGAUUGAUCCAGGAUGUGGUGCUGAAGAGCAAUGGAUAGACAGACGUUUCUUUGUGCUUUGCAACAGCUUUAGAGGAUCAAAUGUUGAAAGAUAAGCCUUAACAUUAUGUCGAUUUUCCUGAAAUCUACGUGCCUGAUUAGGGUUGCAACUAGCAGCUCAGAUCUAACAAGAAAGUGUGAAAGAGCAUCUAGGGGCUCACUUAUGGUGUACGGAACCAUGACCGUAACCCAACCUCUGAUUGGACAGUUGGGUCUCGAUGGACGAGGUUUGCUUCUGAAUCUCAACAGAUAUCUAUGCAGUUUUGAGGCAUUGUGUGCACUUCAGUGUCCCAUAUGAGCGCACUGCUGUUAAAAGGGGAUGCUUUAGAAGUAUAGAGUUGGUAUUUUUACAGUUUUUGCUAGAUUAGAUACUUUCAGAAGCCACAUAAAUUUCAUAAACUGUUCCCUUUUUAGAUUGGAAAGAUCGUGCAACAAACAUCUUUAACAAUAGAAACAGCAAUACUGUCGGGUUUCCAGGUUUUUGCUGUAGGAUUUUCUGUAAUCCACAAAGGGCCAAAUAUAUACAGUCAUUAACACAUUUUUGGAAAAAUUUUACUUGUUGCAGAGAAAGCACACUUUAUGUAGGCAUUAGCAUGUUUUUUUUUUACAAGUCUGACUGGAUAUUAAACCUAUUUUUGGUAGAUUUCUUUGGAUUUGGUUGAUUUGGAGUCAAAGCUUAAUACAGCUAGGGUCACGUCCAUCCUAAAACUACAUUAGACUGGACCACCAACAGAAAAAGAGCCUCUCUGCAUGAUACCGCCACCACUGUCUUAGAUUUUUUGUUCACUGGAACUCUCUAAACAUCCUUGUUAGAGUUUUUUGGGUUUUAACAUUGAGGAUUUUUGGCCUGUUCCCAAACCGAUAUCUUUUUGUCUGAUGGUUGAAGCAAGGGACACAGUUGGGUCUUCCAACAACACAAAAAUAUUGAAUACAUAAAAACUGGUAUUUGGAUGAAUAAAUGAGGUUAGCAAUAAAACCUUAGCUCUGUUUAAAAAAAUGUGGACUAUACUUUAAAGUCAGACCUGCACCAAGAAGCCAAUCACUGAACUCUGUCUGCUUAGAAGAUUGGUCAAAUAUCGAGUCAGGAUUUCAAGUGCCUAUGAUGAUUUUAUUUAUAUUUUUUUUUAUUGUGUUUAUUUUUUAAUAAAGCAAGUAACUAAGGUACAUUUUGCAGCCAAGGGUUAGGGUCUAUGUCUGUUUGUUUAAGAAUAUUGGUUUCAAGUAUUUCUUUGGAUCAGAGAAAAUCAAAAGAUUGAACCUUUUGCAGCGAUUUCUUCAUUUCAAGCAUGAUUGACAUGUUAUAUAAUCAUUAAGUCUGACCUUAAGGCGGGUGUAUUUUCACAUCUGAUCAGAACCAUCAACUAACUUCCAUACAAAUGCCAACAUUUAGUUUUUUCUCCCUUAUAGGUGUAAAAUGAUCAUAAUUUUUUGGCUCAUAUUCGCAAUGCUUCUGCCAUUUUAGAGCGUAUGAUUUACAUCCAAAUAAAAAUAAUAGCAUUUGUAUAAAACAAACAAACAUAGCUUUUGCAAGCUGAUUGGUUUAAAAAAAAAAUAGUGCAGUAUGGUGUAUAGUGAAUGUUAAACAUCCACAUUGCAGGAGUGAUAUCAGGAAGUGAUGAUGUUUAGUAGUUGAUAUCAGUGUUGGGCCUUCCUUUUUUAUUUAUAUUGCUGUUUUACCUUCUAAACUGCCUUUACUGAUGCCACCCAGGUGCCUUUUGUGUUUAUAGCAGAGCCAGGCAGUUUCAGGUGUAUGGGUUUAGAUUUUUUUUACUGCUGACAUGCCUUGAAUUUUGCCUUUUGCCACAAUUUCUGACACUAAUGCGUUACUGUGUUGUACUUUUGGAAUAAACACUGCAGAAGUGGCUGAGUGGUAUGGAUCCUGGGUUUAAUAUCUUCACAUGCAUUAGGAGACUGAUUUCCUUUUUUUUCUUCCUCAUUUUAUACAUUUCUCAAGAUGAAUGUUGAAGACAAUCACUGCUGGUAGAGCCCAACCCACAGACACACUCAGCACCCCCGGGUUAUACUGUGCAGGAUUGGGUUUAAUCUACCACUAGGAUACUGAAAUGUAGGUAGUAAAAACUGUUAUGCUAUGAAAUGUCAUAAAGUAUUUACAUUUUUAAACACUUCCCAGCUGUGGAUAAAGUGUAGUUCAAAAAUAAAAGAAAGUUUUUGACAUUUUAGGUUAUUAAUCACAUUCUGCAGGGGGGAAGGAGGAUGGAUGCAGCACAUCCAACCUCCUGCAUUUUUCUUUAUUAGGACCAGCCUGUCUAACUUAUUUAUAUAGCGAACAGUGACAAAUGAUGGUUCUUUGGAGUUGUAUUAGAGAGCAAUGCUAACCUGGGUCCUGUCUAAAUUGACUGUGUUCAGAUGUGCUUCUGCUCAAAGGUUUAUCAGAUGUAUCUGGGCUGAAAAUCCCCGUCACAUUUCUUGAAGUUUACAGUUCAAAAGAUAAAUGUGUAUUGUAUUGAUGCUUUGUUUUUGUUUUGUUUUUCUGGUUUGAAACCAUCGUUUUUUGGAGUAAUAAAAACGUUAACCUUU